Molecule: messenger RNA, 2596 nt
Organism: Phyllopteryx taeniolatus (common seadragon)
Lineage: Eukaryota; Metazoa; Chordata; Actinopteri; Syngnathiformes; Syngnathidae
Gene: klhl3
Product: kelch-like family member 3
Exons: 15
Coding region: 118-1929 (603 amino acids)
Molecular function (GO): protein binding
Source: RefSeq, a predicted model, not a curated record
UUUAAUCUGAUUCCAGCUAAAAAAAAAAACUAACGGUGGACAGAGUGGUUUCAGUUUCUGAAUAGACGAUCUUUGAGUCCGUGGGCGCCUGUGGUGCGUUUGCGCUACUCCGCCAGGAUGGACGAUGUGCCGCCGGGACCCGUCGUGUCAUGCGUCGCCAGUGCGGAGGUCCCAUCACGUCCCCCGUACCAGGCCGAGCCCGAAGGAGAGGAGGAGUCCAUGGCGGCAAAUGGCGCAAUGCUGACCUUCAACCACGCGCAUAUGAGGAAAGCCUUCCAGCUCAUGAACGACCUCAGAGGAAAGAAGAUGCUGUGUGACGUCCAGCUGGUGGCGGGAAGCGUGACGGUGGCCGCGCACCGCGUCGUCCUGGCGGCCUCCAGCCCCUAUUUCUGCGCCAUGUUCACAGGCGACAUGAGCGAGAGCAAGGCCCAGCAGGUGGAGAUCGGCGAGGUGGACGGCCCCACGCUGACCAAGCUGGUGGACUACAUCUACACGGCUCAGAUAGAAGUCACUGAGGACAACGUACAGGUUCUGCUGCCAGCCGCCAGUCUUCUCCAGCUGAUGGACGUGCGUCAGGCGUGCUGCGACUUCCUGCACUCUCAGCUCCAUCCUUCCAACUGCUUGGGCAUCCGAGCCUUCGCGGACACGCACGCGUGCACGCAGCUCGUCGGGCAGGCGCACGCGUACGCUGAGCAGCAUUUCUCCGAGGUGGUCCAGUGUGAGGAGUUUGCGUCUCUGUCCCUGCAGCAGGUCUGCAGCCUCUUCUCGAGCGACAAGCUCACCGUGGCCACCGAGGAGAAGGUGUUCGAGGCGAUGAUCUGGUGGAUCAAACAGGACAAAGGCGCCCGUGUGGAGCACAUGCCCAAACUGAUGGAGCACGUCCGCCUGCCGCUGCUGUCCAGGGACUACCUGGUGCAGAUAGUAGAAGAAGAAGCUCUGAUCAAGAACAACAACACGUGCAAGGACUUCCUCAUCGAGGCCAUGAAGUACCACCUGCUUCCCGCCGACCAGCGACACCUCAUCAAGACGGACAGGACGCGACCGCGCACGCCAGUCAGCAUCCCCAAGGUUAUGAUGGUGGUGGGCGGCCAGGCUCCCAAAGCCAUCCGCAGCGUGGAAUGUUACGACAUCCAAGAAGAUCGAUGGUACCGAGUCGCCGAGCUGCCGUCGAGACGCUGCCGAGCAGGCGUGGUGUCGGUCGGAGGUCGGGUGUACGCGGUGGGCGGCUUCAACAGCUCCCUGCGCGAGCGGACGGCGGACGUGUACGACGGCGCGCGGGAUCAGUGGAGCCCCGUGGCCAGCAUGCAGGAGAGACGCAGCACGCUGGGCGCGGCCACGUUGGGGGGGCUGCUGUACGCCGUGGGGGGCUUCAACGGCAGCAUAGGUCUGUCCACAGUGGAAGCGUACAACCCGAAAAGUGACGAGUGGACGUACGUGACGCCCAUGAACACGCGGCGGAGCAGCGUCGGCGUCGGCGUGAUUGACGGUAAGCUGUACUCUGUGGGCGGUUACGACGGAGCGUCCCGUCAGUGUCUCAGCACGGUGGAGGAAUACGACCCCGCUUCCGAUCAGUGGGGCUACGUCGCGGACAUGAGCACACGACGCAGUGGAGCAGGCGUGGGGGUGCUGGGCGGGCAGCUGUACGCGGCCGGCGGCCACGACGGACCCCUGGUGAGGAAGAGCGUGGAGGUUUACGACCCGUCCAGCAACACGUGGAGGCCCGUUUGUGACAUGAACAUGUGCCGCCGCAACGCCGGCGUGUGCGCCAUCAACGGUCUGCUCUACGUGAUCGGAGGCGACGACGGCUCGUGCAACCUUUCCUCCGUGGAGUUCUACGACGCGGCCGUGGACAAGUGGAGCCUCGUCCCCACCAACAUGAGCAACGGACGCAGCUACGCCGGCGUCGCAGUCAUCGACAAACCUUUCUGAGCGCAGCAGGCGCGCAAAACGUCUUGAUGUUUGACGCCGGUGAAAAGAGAACGGACACGAAACGUCACCGCCGCUUAAAAGGAGCCAAUCGGGAUUCGUUCCCGAAAGCGUUUCGGAUCUGGAUUGAGUUGCUGUUUACACUGCGGAGGACGCUCCAGAAUGAAAAGAGACUCGCUUUGGUGUCGAGCACACGUUUGUUCUCAAGCUCUCAGGACAGACGACUCGGGCGCCACUCGCUGGACCAACACCAGCAACGACAACAGCAUGUUUACACUCUUGUUUAUGUGGGCCAUGAAUAUAAGACAUCUGUAAAAGUGUAUUUUGAAGAUUCAAAAGGAUGUAAACGAAGUUUUGUAUGCUAAUCGGGAGGAAGAGAAACACUGCUGACGUCACGCACUACUGAUGCACUGAUGAUGAUGAUGAUGAUGAACAAAAUGGUGAUCCAUAGUGUUUCAAAUGUGCCAAAAGUACGCUGUACUCGUUUUAUCCAUAAGUAUAUUUACUGGCAACAAAAGCAAAAUACUUUUUUAAAGUGUCAAAAUGCACUGUAAAGUUUGACAGGCUUUGCUUAGUUAUUACACAGCAUUUAUAUUGUUUUGUCAAAAAGUUGAUUUUAAAUAAUACUCAAAUCUACACUGACACUGAUUAAAAACAUUUUUACAUUUAA